This is a messenger RNA of Triplophysa dalaica, 2666 nucleotides long. It is a transcript of the gene gpr45, whose product is annotated as G protein-coupled receptor 45. The record is from RefSeq and is a predicted model, not a curated record. The transcript has 3 exons. NCBI's taxonomy places the organism in Eukaryota, Metazoa, Chordata, Actinopteri, Cypriniformes, Nemacheilidae. Gene Ontology annotation, biological process: G protein-coupled receptor signaling pathway. Gene Ontology annotation, cellular component: membrane. The coding region runs from base 798 to 1925 and encodes 375 amino acids. Gene Ontology annotation, molecular function: G protein-coupled receptor activity.
AUAACGGACGUGUGUUUUUAUUAAUACUUUUGAUAGCUAUUCUGUAAUAAUUAACAGACCAACCGUGUAUUUGUGUUUUGAUGAUGAUCGAUUUGAUUUUAAACCUCUCUUGUGGUAACCAUAGCAACCAGUUGAUGAUGUAACCAAAAGUAGGAUCCUAAUUUUGCGUUCCAGACAACUCGUAUUUCGGGUAUUCCCAACCUCAAUCCGGGAAUUAUACGUCUGGGUCGGAACAUAGUUGGGUAUUCGACCUUUGAACUCGGGGAAGAUCGAUCAAACCCGAGCUCAGCGAGACGCGUCAUUUGACGUCACGGACAAGAUGGCGGUUAGCCUUAGCAACCUUUUGUGAACCGUAACAAAACGUUAAACUAUUUUUACAACACGUAAUAUGUAUAAACAUUAACGUUUAAACAUCCAUAAACAUUUUAUGAACAAAUGCCCAAGUUUGAAUAAGUACCAUAAUGCGAACGGGGUCUCACAGUGACAUCAUGUGGUAAACAUGCGAAUGUGACGCGUGAUUGACUGGAACGCAUUGAGGUCGGAGGACUGGAGUGUAUGUGCUGUUGGUGUUCUGUGGUGAAUUCUUGGAAUCUACGUAGCCCUUUAUAUCUGCACUAUCCUUAGCAAAGAACGACCAAGAGUAACCAUGGCAACAGCAGCAUCCUCCGAGUCUGAAUACCAGAUACACACUACGACAAUGUGGAGAGUAAUUCCAUCGGUUGACACUGUCAGGACCACUGCAAAGGAUUAUGUGUGACUUCUCAGCUGGGAAUGGAUGAUACUUGCUAACAGCUGCCAUGUUUACAUGUAAUGGCAGCACAUUGGAUGGGUGUGGCCUCCUUGAACCGAUUGAAACUGAGAUUCAGGAUGCUGAGACCGCCCUUAUGCCCACCACUCUCAGGGUGGCACUGGCUGCCAUCAUGAUCUUCAUGAUCACCAUCGGUUUCCUCGGCAAUGCCAUUGUGUGUCUUAUCGUGUAUCAGAAACCGGCGAUGCGUUCAGCAAUUAAUCUUCUGCUGGCAACGCUGGCCUUCUCUGACAUCAUGUUGUCGCUGUUGUGCAUGCCGUUCACUGCCGUCACCCUGGCAACGACAGACUGGAGCUUCGGAGUGGGCUUCUGCCGUGUGUCGGUAAUGCUUUACUGGCUGUUUGUUCUAGAGGGCGUGUCUAUCCUGCUUAUCAUCAGCGUUGACCGUUUCCUCAUCAUCGUUCAGCGACAAGACAAGCUGACACCCCAUCGAGCAAAAGUUCUCAUAACCGCGUCAUGGGCUCUGUCGCUUUGCGUGUCCUUGCCAUCUGUGAUUGGCUGGAGGACUGCUGGGGUCGGGGCGCAAGUGCCGCAGUGCAUUCUGGGAUAUAGCGAAUCGCUGGCGGACCGGGGUUACACGGUGCUGCUCGCAGUUGCUGUGUUUUUUGUGCCCUUCAGCGUAAUGUUGUACUCAUACCUGUGUAUUCUAAACACAGUCCGUCGCAAUGCUCUGCGCAUCCACAACCAUACCAGCGAAGGCAGCGUCGCCAUCAACCACGUCAACAAACUGGGUUUAACAGGUCUGCAGCGCCCCCAAGUCAACAUUGAUAUGAGUUUCAAAACCAGAGCGUUUACCACCAUCCUCAUUCUUUUCAUCGGCUUCUCUGUGUGCUGGUUGCCACACACCGUGGUUAGCCUGCUGGCAGUGUUCAGUAAGCGGUUUUACCUCACCCCAGCUUUUUACCCCAUCAGCAUCGGAGCUCUGUGGCUGAGUUACCUAAAAGCCGUCUUUAACCCUGUGAUAUACUGCUGGAGAAUCCGAAAGUUUCGGGAGGCUUGUCUAGAGUUUAUACCCAAGAGCUGUCAGCUCUGUCCCAAGAUUCCUGGGAGAAGUCGCAGGCGUAUACGACCCAGCAACAUUUACGUGUGCAGCAGUGAGACCCAAUCUUCAGUGUAGGAUGCACACCAACGUAUAUUUAAACCAACAAUUUAAGAUUCUUUGAGUGUGGUACUAUAUCUGUGCAUUUUUUUUUUAACUUUUCUGCCUUGAGUUGAAGCCAAGUAGAUUAUAUUUCAAAUUAUUUCAAUUUACUAAUUUAAUUAUUGACCAAUGCUAAACUGAUAUAACUUUUAAAAAAGAGUUACAAUUGCUUAAUUUAUUUUGGCCCGGUUUCACAGACGAGAUUUAGCUUGAUCCAGGACUACGUUUUAUUUAAACUAGGAUUUUUAAGUCGCUUUUAUAAAAUGCCAUAGAUAAAAACAUUACUGGUGUGCAUCUUGAGAAAAAAAACAAUGGCAAUUACAUGUUUUAAGAUAUGUUUGGGAAAGUUAUUUUCAGUUUAGACAGUUCAAACUUUCAUUUUAGUCUGGGACUAGUUUUAAGCCUCGUCUGUGAAACUAGGCAUUAGAGUUUAAAUGAUGUAAAAAUGUUGAAAUGACAUGAAAACCAAGUUGAUAUUUAAAAAUUCAGACAAAGAAUUGAAAUAUGUCACUGGUGUGUUUGAAACUAUUUGAUGAUUAUAUGUUUGAAUGCAAGUCUUGACAAGCAACUCCAUGUGUCAUAAGAUGGCUGAUGCUGUUCCCAUCAUUACUGCAGACUAAGCUUUUUAAGCAAUAUACACUUAUGUUCCUAAACGGAGUAUUUUUUUUAAGUUAUGGAGUUUUGUAAAACAGUUAAAUUGCCAAAUAAAGUAACUCA